This is a messenger RNA of Chelonia mydas (Green sea turtle), 6451 nucleotides long. RefSeq names its product WAP, follistatin/kazal, immunoglobulin, kunitz and netrin domain containing 1 (gene WFIKKN1). Gene Ontology annotation, cellular component: extracellular region. The coding region runs from base 4340 to 6079 and encodes 579 amino acids. Lineage: Eukaryota; Metazoa; Chordata; Testudines; Cheloniidae. Gene Ontology annotation, biological process: negative regulation of transforming growth factor beta receptor signaling pathway. The record is from RefSeq and is a predicted model, not a curated record. The transcript is spliced from 2 exons. Gene Ontology annotation, molecular function: serine-type endopeptidase inhibitor activity; transforming growth factor beta binding; receptor antagonist activity.
CCUCUCUAUUCAAGGAGGCCCAAAUCCACACCCUACUGAAUUAUCCAAAUCCAAAAGUGCUUGGCUGCAACAGCACCAAGUGAUCUGUAACGGUGUUUGACAGGGUGUAAUUGCAAUGCAUGAUGCCAUGAUGGUCCCGUUUGCAUGGAUGUGGGUGGGUCUCUAGAAAUAGUCAUUUUUAUUACUACUUUAUUUUAAGGCCCCCUUUAAAAUAGUGUAUCUCACCUAGUGUUGCCACAUCUCACCUCAGAAUUUGCUGCAUUUCAGUGCUGGGUGAAGGGAUUCCUAGAUGGGACCAGUGAAUCCUGGUUUAUGGGACCCACCCCAAAAAAACCAAGUUGCUUAACGGGAUGAAUUUGCAGCAGAACUGGAGUCACUAGGGCCCUGAUCCUGCAGUUGGAUCCAUAUGGGCAGAUCCCUGCGCCUUUGCAGAGACCCAUUGCUUUCAAUUCUGCUCUGCAUUGGCCCCAGGGGUCCAUUUGUGCUGAUCCAAUUGCAGGAGCGGGACAUGUGCGGCGAGACUUCGGCGCAGUCUCUUAGAUAAUAGUGGCAUCUUCCUUGGAUUUCACUCAGUGUACACUCUAGGGAAACUUGCUGUUACAAGUUAUUAGCAAGGAGCUAAUUUCUGUCAAUUCCAAAUGCCUUAUUCUCUGUGUUGUUAAUUUCAUCCUUAAUUCUCAGAACCUGCAGUUGUGAAAUCACUUCUUUUGGAGCCAAAGAGAUGGGUGAUACAGUUUCCUCCUGCUGGUUUCAUCCUGGGACCCAUACAGGAUGUUUACCAGGAAGGGGCCUGAGUCAGCUAACAAGUCACUCAUUCUGGCAGUGACACACAACCAGCGUGACCUGGAGAAGUUGGCUUUAAAGCACUGUUGUUGCUGUUGGUUUGCUUAUCACUUGAUCUCUGUCGGAGCAGGACAUUUCUGAGCUGUGGGGAAAUGAUUGCUUGUGUAUUUCUGCGCAGAGGAGGUCACUGGUAUUUGGAAACUUCAGCUGCAAUCAGGUGGCAGGCCUCCCCAAGAGGAAGGACAGAGCAGUGGUUAGUGCACUAGCCUAAGAUUUGGGAGACUAGGGUGGCCUUGGGCCUUAUGUGCAAGGGGAAAUCGACCAGAAUAAGCUCUUCUGCAAUAAUGACUAUUGUAAAGGGACCGCUCAAAGCAACAAAAACAAACUCUCUCCUCCCAGGACUGCAGGCGGGGAACUCACUGCUUCAUUCUGCUGCAUCACAAAAUGGGCAGUAAGGGAGGGGGGAGGGGAGCACGGCUCCAGCCCACAAUACUCUGGGAACCCAGUUAAUCCCAUUAUGGCCACUUGGCUCAAUUCCAGAAUACAAGUGACUUUAAUUCCACAAUAGCUGCUGGUCAAUUUCCCAACGUAGAUGAGGCCUUGACAUCUCUCUGUCCAUUAGUAUCCCAGCUGUACAAGGGAUACAAGAGCCCUGCCCGACCUCCCAGCGUGGGUGAGGAUAAAUACACCACAGAUUGUGCUCAGAUACUAUGGUCAGAAGGGCUGUAUUAGUACCAAUGAUGGACAGGGUCACAGCUAAAGGCUGGAUCUAACGCCCUUGCACUCUGUUGUACAGUAGUAAACUGGUUAGUAAGUAUGUGUUACCACUGCCCUCUACUGGAUGGGGUCAGCAUAGCUCCACUGUAUGUCAUGAGCCCUAUGCUGGCUAUUGUCCUUUCGCUCAAGUGGUAGGUGCCUCCACUUUUGGGGAUGGAGGAGCUGAGUCCUAGCCCUGCUGCUGUUGUGUAGUGCUGUGAUUGACCAGAGUGUGCCCUAUAGCAACAACUGUGAGGCAUCCCAGGGGCUGUGAAUUUAUUACAGUAUUGUAAAGGCUUCUGCCUUAAACCCACAGGCAUGCUUUCCAAAUCCAUCCCUCCUGCAUGGGCUGCAGCUGUCGUCAGGGCCGGGCUGUUCGUCUAGAGUAAUAACAAUGGCACUUAGCCCUUUAUAACCAGGAGGGGCUGUGCAAACAUGAACGAGUCUUCAUAGCUCUCCUGGGGGGAGAUCAGGAUCGUUAGCUUUGUUUUAUGGAUGGGGAAACUGAGGCCCAGAGAUAGGCAGUGACUGCUCAGGAUCACCUGGGGAGUCCAGAGUAGAGCUGGGGAAAAUAAAUCAGGAAUCCCUGGCUCCCAAACCCAUGCUCAGUCCACUACCAUGUCACAACCUUCUCCUUCUCCAUUGGCAUUGCUGGCAUCCAUCCAGGUGCUGAUCAUGCUGGUCUCGUUAAAGAGAUUCCAAGGUGCUGAUCCUUUGAGCCAAGCCAUCUCUCGGGGCAGUGAGCUAGUCUUCAUCAUGCCUCUGGAAGCCUGGUCAUCGGCCGCUCCUUACAACCAUUAGAUCCAGCAAAGGCUUGACCAGGGGCAGUCACAUGUUGUUCCCGUGUCUCAAGGAUGCAGCCCCUGGUAGCAGGUGUGCGUGUGCUGAGAGGAAGAUGGGUGCAUUGGACACAGCACACGCCAUUUUGACUGGGUUUCUCCAUUAGAGAUACACAGUCCCUCCUCUCCAGAUCUGGGUGCAGCCCUCACACUCCAGCUCCUUGGCUUGCCAGCUAGGACAACUGGGACCAGAUGAACAAAGCUCCAGGUAUCGCAGCUUCCCCUUUGGCUAGGAAGGCUUGAAAUUCUGCCUCGCUGUGUACUAUAGGAGGCCUUGGUCAGCUGCCCCUAGCAUUGCUUGACCUCCUUGAGGCUCCUGUUUCCCAGUGGGGAUAACAGUGCUGGCCCCUCUGCGAUGGGCUGGCAGAUCUGUGGGUGGAAACCCAUGUAAGCUGGGCCCCCAGCAAGUCAAUGCCAAACUCCAAUAGACAUCAGUCCAGGAUUUCCCCCUAGGUAUGGUUGUCAUUUCCUAGUGUGCUGCAUGGGGUGGUGGAUGGUACAUGUGAUGUGUGGGUGACUAUCUAUUUCCUGGCUCCAGUCACCCAACAGGGGCCAAGGUAGCAAACCGGCCUGCCUCUGUCGCAGGACUGGGUCAGUCCUGAUGUGUCCAAAGGCUGAAGCUCCCGAGCUUUCAAUGCAGCCCCUGAGCUGGCUGUGAAUGGCCUCGGGAUUAGCAGCGUAACAAUGCACUGCAGCCCCUUGGCGAGCUGGCAUUGUGCACUGUCUUGCUCCCGCAGCCAGGGCUAAGCACAGAGCCUGUCCCUGAGCAACUCCCCCUGCACUUCAGAGCAACUCAGCUGGGUCGCCGCUCAGCAAAGUCAUCGCCCGUGGAUUGCCCUGGCAGCAGCAGUCACUCGAAUGUCUGUAGGGCCACCCUCACUGACACAAGUUGGGCCCCACCAAAACACAGAGUGUUAGAGUGUUAGUGCUGGAGCCCACUUCCUGAGUUCGGGUUCUCAUAUGGUGCCCAUCACCGUGGUAUCUGGCAGCCCUUCGAAACAGAGCCCAGAGAGCACCACUCCAGCCCUGGGCCCCUGGAAACAGCUUUCCAAUGAAAAGGAAGCAGGGGGAACAGCUCGGCAAACUGGCCAGGCACCUGGCGAAAGGUCUGUGCUUGUCUCUUGCUACUGGGCCUGGCAUGGUCAAUCACACUCCAAAUGGGCAACGUGCUGGGGCGAUUUUCUCAUCCCGUAAGAAUUCACUCCCUAGCUGGAGGUUCCCCCCCUUUCCCUCUCGCUCUUUGGAGGCUCCACAGGCCCUUUGAUGUUCUCCCACUGUUUGCCCAGUCGAUCAGCUCAGACAGGGUUAGAGUCUGAGGUCAGCGGCUUUUCCAUUCCAAACACCCAGACGCAUCCGUGAGAGAGGAGUGGACUCAGGUUACAUGCCUGCCUCCCUCCCCUCCCCUCCCCUUCCCUCUCCUCCCCACACCACAGACACACACAGGCACACCCCAGACCAGGCUCACAGCCACUCGGUGGGAUACUCCACUGCUCCACACACCCAAGAGGGCUAAAGCCACGCUUUAAGCCCUGGCUGCGAACCAAACACCCAUUGAGGCUGGGGUUUAACAAACUCCUUGGGAAACCAGCUGGAUGAAGUCAGGGGGGAUCUGGGAACCGCAUGGACGGAUCCAUUCUCCCCUUUCUUUGCAUGAAUCUCCUCUUCUAACGGUCCCCCUCCCCCGGAGGCACGCGCCCUGGGAGCUCUCAGAAAUCCUUUGCUGGGAGAUGACCUUUAAAGGGCCUCGGGGGGCUCGGCAGCCAGCGAGCAGCCCCUGAAAAGGACCGUGCGUCGGGCGUCAUCUCUGGAGAGCCCAUGCGGAGCUUGCCCUGGGCACAGCAGAGCCAGAGUUCCGGGUUCUGCACGUGCCCGGUUGCUUUUUGGAUGUGAUUCUUUUUGUGUCAGGAGCUGUGCCAGGUGAAGAGCCCUCCUGGCUGGGAGCGGGAGCCUGGCGUGAAUCGAUGCCUUCCUGUUGCUUCGGAGGAAGGGAAUUAAAGAGGAAAAAAGGGGAGCCCCAGCUCCGGGAGGCAGGUCAGCCCGACCCCAUGCUGGCCACACUGCUCCUGUCUCUACUGCCUGUCCUGGCCGAGAGCGCCAGCCUGCAGCCAAUCCGAAUGAGUCAUCUGGGGGUGUGCCCCAAUCAACUGAACCCCAACCUGUGGGUGGAUGCCCAGAGCACCUGCGAACGGGAGUGCCACACUGACCAGGACUGUGAAGGCUUUGAGAAGUGCUGCACCAAUGUCUGUGGCCUGCGGAGCUGCGUGGCUGCCCGCUAUGCUGACGGCAGCGUCUCGUCCCUGGAGCUGGCGCAGGAGGCCUCGUGUGAGAGCUUUGUGUGCACCCAGCAGGGCUCAGACUGCGACAUCUGGGACGGGCAGCCCAUCUGCAAGUGCAAGGACAGGUGUGAGAAGGAGCCCAACUUCACAUGCGCCUCAGACGGGCUCACGUACUACAACAAGUGCUACAUGGACGCGGAGGCCUGUAUCCGGGGCAUCAGCCUCAGCGUGGUGCCGUGCAAGUACAUCUUCACCUGGCCAAACACCAGCCCAGUGCCGCUGGAGACCACGGCUCAGCCCACGCCCGGGGCUGCUGCUGAGGUGCCCAUCCCCCCAGCCCUCUACAACAACCCCUUCCACCAAUCGGUCUACGUGGGUGGCACUGUCAGCUUCCAUUGCGACGUGAGUGGGCGGCCCCGGCCGGACAUCACCUGGGAGAAGCAGAGCGACCACCAGGAGAACUUCAUCAUGCGGCCUGACCAGAUGUAUGGCAACGUGGUGGUCACGAAUAUCGGCCAGCUGGUCAUCUACAACGCCCAGACAGAGGACGCCGGCAUCUACACCUGCACAGCCAGGAACUCCGCUGGCCUCCUCCGGGCCGACUUCCCCCUCUCCAUCAUCAAGAGAGAGCCCUCCGGGGGGGAGCCCAGGGCACCCAGCACCCAGCAGGUCCCAGGCACCGAGUGUCUGAAGGAGCCUGACAAGAGGGAAUGUGAGGCUCAGCAGGUGCGCUGGCAUUUUGAUCCCAAGAAGGGCUCGUGCGCCACCUUCCGCUACGGCGGUUGCGGUGCCAACCAGAACCACUUUGAGACGUACGAGGCGUGCCGCUCGGCCUGCGUCAGCAGGGCCAUCAACAUGUGCACCUUGCCCAUGGUGCAGGGGCCUUGUAAGAACUGGGAGGCCCGCUGGGCCUACAAUCACCUGAUGAAGCAGUGCCACUCCUUCGUCUACGGUGGCUGCGAGGGCAAUGACAACAACUUCGAGAGCAAGGAGACCUGUGAGGACGCCUGCCCCUUCCCCAAGACCCUGCAGUGCAAGGCCUGCCGGCUCAAGAGCAAGAUGGUGCUGAGCCUGUGCCGCAGCGAUUUUGCCAUUGUGGGCCGGCUCAUGGAGAUCAUUGAGGACCAGGACUCGGGCAUUGCCCGCUUCGCCCUCGAGGACAUCCUCAAGGAUGAGAAGAUGGGCCUCAAGUUCUUCAAUAUUAAGUACCUGGAGGUCACCUUGAGCGACAUGGACUGGAGUUGCCCCUGCCCCAACAUGACCACGGAGGAUGGGCCCCUCAUUAUCAUGGGGGAGGUGCAUGAUGGCAUGGCCAUGCUGGACCCCAACAGCUAUGUCCGAGCUGCCAACGACAAGCGGGUGAAGAAGAUCUAUGAGCUCAUUGAGAAGAAAACCUGUGAGCUCCUCAACAGGUUCCAGGACUAGAGGCACAGCCCAAGGAAGGGGAGAGUCAGGCUAAAUAGAUAGUCCCUUCCAUCCUCUCUCAAGCCAGUCAUGGCUAUGAGCCACCCAGGGGCACUCCCUGGGGGAGCUGCCUGCUCCCCAAACCCUCCCCCCUUGGGUCCCACCCAGAACCCCAUGGCCACCUCCACAGCCCGGUUUUUCUGAGUGUAAUCAGUUGGUUUAAUUCCUAGGCUGUGGUGGCGUCAAGCCUGAUUCUACCCGCACCUACCUAUGUCUGUCUGUCUAACUGUAAUUUAUCUGUCCACACAUCUCGCCCCAUGUACCCUUCUGAGGCCAGACUAUACCAAUAAAAGCAUGACCCAGCGGGGAGGUGGCUGCUGACUCUCCCAUGCU